GGAGAGGGAGAGGGAGGGAGGAGGUUUAUGUUAAAGCGCUGGUAAUCCUUCAGAAACCGGGAUUGCAUUCGAAGCUUUCAUUCUGAUCGAAAGCUGGAUGCUCCCUUGUUCUUGCAGGGAUUUCAACACCUAGCGAUAUCGCAAUAUUUUCGAUUUUUGAACCGUUAUUUCUUCAGUUGGUUGUCUUCCUUGAUUAGAGUUAAGCGACCUUAGAUUCGUCGUAAAUGGCCGACUAUUGGCGGAUCCUUCAAUGGUUCUCGCAAUGUUGGUAAGCAGAUUCGUCGGUGCAUUGAUUUCAGUCCUUAGGCUUUACAUGGUGUUUUGAGGCUUUGCGAGGUUUGAAGAUAUCGAGGAGUUUGCGACGGUACAUUAGGUUUCCAUCAGAGGGUCUCUGGAUGCUUCAGAACUGAAACUUCUAUUUAGUUGUGGGUGACAUAUAGGAUGAAUUGAGGAUGGUUGAUGGAGGUGGUUCAAUUCAUUCCUAUUGUUGCAUUUCGCCAUCUUCCGUUUCUUAGGUAAUUGGAGGUUAGAAUGGCAGCAUUCUGUCUCAAAUUAUUGCAGUGCCUUUCUCCUUGUGUUUGAAGUUUGGAUUUCUUUGUGCUGCUGAGGAGGAAGAAGAAAUACGGUGCGUUGUGAUCGCCUAUAGUAAACGUUCCCGUGUUGGGGAUUUGGAUGGAGUUCAUGAGUACGAAUUUUAUUUUGAAAUCUUUGUACUGAUGGAAUGAAUAAAGAUUUUUUUACUCGGCCUGUUAGCUCAGAAGUUUCCAUAAGGUUUUUAUGGGGCGUAUUUGGACAUUGUCUUCUUACCUUCCAGAUCUUUUGUGUUGUUCAAAUGGGUUUCAUUCUGUACGGGGGCAGUUCCUGAUCUUGCAACACGAAUGGCUGACUCGCAGAGGAGUGGUGUUGCUGGGAGGGAUGUGGAGCAGGCCAUUACAGCCCUUAAGAAAGGGGCUUAUCUGCUAAAGUAUGGGCGCCGAGGGAAGCCUAAGUUUUGCCCAUUCCGACUUGCUAACGAUGAGUCUCUAUUGAUAUGGUACUCCGGCAAAGAUGAGAAGCAGCUUAAACUGAGUCAUGUAUCAAGGAUUAUACCCGGGCAGCGUACCGCAAUAUUUCAGCGGUAUCCACGGCCUGAUAAGGAAUACCAAUCAUUUUCUCUGAUAUAUAGUGGAAGAUCCUUGGAUUUGAUAUGUAAAGAUAAGGAUGAAGCUGAAGUCUGGUUUGUUGGUCUUAAGGCAUUGAUUGCACGUGGUAGUCCAAAUGUUGAUCAUCGAAAAUACUCUUCAUUGGGACCAUGUGGCAUCAACGAUAUCUUCCAUAAGGAUCCUGGAGACACCCAACGAAUUCUGGUCCCUAGUGAAAGCAUUUCACAGAUUGGUUUAGGAAAGGCAUUCUCUGAUGUGAUAUCAUAUACUGCUUCUAUCAAGGGUCCCAGCCUUCCAGAGUCAGUUGUCAAUUCUUUUGGUUCAUUUUCAUCCGGUGCUGAUAAUUCCAAUGGUCGGAGUUCUACUGUAGAUAAUGUGAGAGUUAGUUUAUCUAGUGUGGUUAGCUCAUCAAGCCAGGGAUCUGGACAUGAAGAUUUUGAUGCUUUAGGUGAUGUUUUCACCUGGGGAGAAGGGCUUGGAGACGGGAUCCUUGGUGGUGGUACUCAUAGGGUUGGAAAUUCAUCUGCCACUAAGAGGGAUGCACUUUUCCCCAAGGCACUGGAAUCAUCGGUGGUACUUGAUGUCCACAAUAUUGCAUGUGGUGGUAAGCAUGCUGUUUUAGUCACUAAACAAGGGGAAGUCUUUAGUUGGGGAGAGGAAUCAGGAGGCAGGCUCGGGCAUGGGGUAGAAGCUGAUGUUUCCCAGCCAAAGCUCAUUAAUACUCUAAGUGGCCUGAACAUUGAACUAGUUGCAUGUGGAGAAUAUCACACUUGUGCUGUUACAUUGUCUGGAGAUCUCUAUAUGUGGGGCGAUGGUACUUACAGUUCUGGUCUUCUUGGGGAUGGGAGCAAGGCAAGUCACUGGAUCCCUAAAAAAGUAAGUGGUCUAAUGGAAGGUAUACAUGUUUCAUUUGUCUCUUGUGGACCUUGGCAUACUGCAGCUGUAACAUCUUCAGGUCAACUUUUUACAUUUGGGGACGGGACUUUUGGUGCCUUGGGCCAUGGAGAUCGGAGUAGUACUAGCAUGCCAAGAGAAAUUGAGACUCUAAGAGGACUACGGACAAUAAGAGUAGCUUGUGGUGUUUGGCACACUGCUGCAAUUGUGGAAGUUGUGGAUGAGUCAUCUGGCUCUGGUAACUCUUCAUCUGGAAAGCUCUUUACCUGGGGAGAUGGAGAUAAAGGCCGACUUGGCCAUGGUGGUGAUGAAAGUAGGCUAGUUCCAGGAUGUGUGGCUCCUUUGGUUGACAAAAGCUUUUCUCAAGUAGCCUGUGGAAAUGAUAUUACAGUUGCUCUUACAGCCUCAGGAAAAGUAUACACAAUGGGGAGUGUUUGUGGACAGUUGGGUAAUCUUCCUACUUGCAUUGAGGGAAAGAUCAGAAACUGUUUCGUAGAGGAGGUAGCUUGCGGGUCUCAUCAUGUUGCUGUUUUGACCUCCAAACCUGAGGUUUACACUUGGGGAAAAGGGGCAAAUGGCCAACUAGGCCAUGGAGAUAAUGAUGACAGAAAUACACCUACACUCAUUGAAGCUCUGAGAGAUAAACAAGUUAAGAGUGUAGUAUGUGGUUCAAGUUUCACUGCUGUCAUCUGUCUUCAUAAAUGGGUGUCUAAUGCUGAUUACUCAUUAUGCUCUGGUUGCCAUAAUCAAUUUGGCUUCAGAAGGAAACGUCAUAAUUGUUAUAACUGUGGGCUUGUCUUUUGCAAAGCAUGCAGCAAUAGGAAGUCUUUAAAAGCUUCAUUGGCUCCAAAUAUGCACAAGCCCUACCGUGUAUGCGAUGAUUGUUUUUCUAAACUCAAGAAAUUCAUCAAAACUGGUUCAACAUCUCGGUUAUCUAAAGUUCAUAGUGGAAAUAUAUGGACUAAUUCCAGUGAGGUGGUAGAAAAAGAAACUUUUGAUUCUAGAUUACAUGGUCAACCAACCAGGCUCUCCUCUGUUGAUUCUUUCAAACAGGCUGAAGCCAGACAAUCUAAACGCAACAGGAAAUCAGAACCAAACACUAGCCGUUUCUCACCCCUCGCGAAUGGAAGGUCUCAAUUGGGGAGCUCUAUUGUGUCAAAAUCGUCAACCUCCUUGUUUGGAUCAUCAAAAAAAAUGUUUUUUGCUUCUGUUCCUGGUUCAAGAGUGGCUUCCAGGGCAACGUCUCCCAUAUUAGGGAAGUCAACUCCAACUCGUUCUGCAACACCCACACCCACACCAACUCUUGCUGAUUUGAAAUCACCUCAGGUCACUGUUGAUGAUCCAAAGCAUACGAAUGACAGCAUCAGCCAAGAGAUUAUUAAGUUGAGGGCACAGGUAGAGGAACUUACUAGCAAAUCGCAACUUUUGGAAGCUGAGUUGGAGAGAACAUCGAGGAAAUUAAUGGAUGCCAGUGCAAAAGCAGGAGAUGAAACUGCUAAAUGCAAGGCCGCAAAGGAAGUAAUUAAAUCUCUAACAUCACAGUUGAAGGACAUAGCCAAAAGGGUAUCUGAGGGAUCUACUACCAGCAUUAGAUCUGGUUCCACAGCCAGUAUUCCAAGUCCUAUUAUUAAUGAGAGCUCUUUGGGCAGACUCAACUCUCCAAAACUGGAGUCUAAUGGUUCGGUAAAUCCACAGUCAUGCAAUGGAACCAAGACCCAAACUGGUCCAGCAGAAUGGGUGAUACGAGAUGAACCAGGCGUGUACAUAACUGUUUCCUCCUUGCCAGGGGGCGGUAGAGAACUCAGGCGGGUGCGCUUCAGUCGAAGACAUUUCAGUGAGAAACAAGCAGAGAAGUGGUGGGCUGCAAACAGGGUAAAGGUAUACCUGCAAAAUAACAUCCGAAGUAAGGAGAAACCAAGAGCAGGCCAACCAUCAGUGCCUCCAGAAGAGAACAAUGGCAACGAGGUUGGCUGACACAAUGACUUAAAAGACCUUUCGCUCUACCACGAAUUGUAAAUUCUAUCCUUUUCUAUCUUUUUCCACUCAUUGGAGUUUGUCACACUUGAAGGACCACCGGAUCAGAGUGUGGCAUGUAGGUUGGGAUGUAAGAAAGCAAACUUAUUGUUAAAAUGUGGACAUUCUGCAGUUAGUGGCUGUAUAGAGUUUGCUCUUGUUUUUCCA
This is a messenger RNA of Macadamia integrifolia, 4217 nucleotides long. RefSeq names its product PH, RCC1 and FYVE domains-containing protein 1-like. Gene Ontology annotation, molecular function: metal ion binding. The transcript has 9 exons. The record is from RefSeq and is a predicted model, not a curated record. NCBI's taxonomy places the organism in Eukaryota, Viridiplantae, Streptophyta, Magnoliopsida, Proteales, Proteaceae. Bases 879 to 4010 code for a protein of 1043 amino acids.